This is a messenger RNA of Parathielavia appendiculata, 702 nucleotides long. RefSeq lists its product as uncharacterized. The transcript is spliced from 3 exons. The record is from RefSeq and is a predicted model, not a curated record. Bases 1 to 348 code for a protein of 115 amino acids. Lineage: Eukaryota; Fungi; Ascomycota; Sordariomycetes; Sordariales; Chaetomiaceae. Gene Ontology annotation, cellular component: membrane.
AUGAGUAACGCUCAAUAUCAAGAACCCAGCAUCCAGGGCCUGGAACUCCCUUCGUACAUCCUCGCGGCGCUGACAGCUGCCGGCGGUGCCGUCGGAUACGCGCGGACCAAGAGCAGGCCCAGUCUGAUUGCGGGCACUGCAGUCGGUCUCCUGUAUGGCCUCGGCGGCUACCGCAUCGCCAACAACGAGCCCUACGGCGUCGAGCUGAGUCUUCUCGCCUCCAUUGUCCUGGGCGGGUCUGCGUUCCCCCGCGCCAUCCGACUUCGCAAGCCGGUACCCAUAAUGCUGUCCUUGUUUGCCGCGUACGGGCUGGUUACCUUUGGCGACGCAUUCCGCCGUACCUUGUAACGAACGAAAAUAGCCGGGUAUUGGCGGGGGUGAGGGUGCGUCAGGAGGAAAAAGAGAUAUCAUAAUGUACAGCGCCGAGUGUUUUAGGGCUUCCUGUAGCCCAUGUUAUACACAGCUGCCGCUUCUGGACGUCGCAUCUCGUCCACAGUACAACUGCCCGCGUCUCCUGGUUCAUGUUGUGUAAUGCGAUAUGCUCUCGCCUCUUCCCAUAACUACCAUCAAAUCGCCGACACGGAAAUGAGGAGAUAUCGAGAGAGUUCGGCGGUGAUCAGCAUGGACCGAUGGUUUAGGAGUUUUCUUCGAUUUCCUUCCACUUCUGCCGUAUCCUGGAUCGCUUGUCCUGAACCCCGUUCC